UCAGAAUCAGUUAUAGGUGACCAGCCAACAGGCCCUUAAGCUUGUGAUAAAAUUCACAAACCCCUGAUCUAAAACCCUAACAAUCAAAAAUGAGACGAACUCUGCUAAAAAAUGUUUCUCUGCUUACGCGAAACCUUCUGCACAAUCCAAACCCUAAUCCAUCACUCAUUCCACUCGCUGCUUCGACUCGGUCUCCGCUCAGACUCUACUCGUCCGACUCAAACGACUCCUCUAAUGACCAAGACCUCCCUGCCCCUGCUGCUGAAUCCACAUUGGCAGCUCAAACCCAGGAGAAGGACGUGUCUCUCGAUGUUCAGGAUGUGGGUAAUAAAGAGCUGAAAAUGCGGAUAGAGAAGUAUUUUAAAGGCGAUGAAGAAGCGUUGCCAGAUAUUCUUGAAGCAAUCUUGCGGAGGAAGUUGACAGGGAAGCAUGAGGAGACUGAUGAUGAGUUGGUAGAAGAACUGCGGAUGAAGCCACUGGACGAUGUCAAGGAGCAAGAGGUUGAGUCGGAUUUUGAGGAGUUGUAUAAGACUGAUGAGGAGAUUGAACAUUUGUAUGAUGCAGAGGAAUAUGUUAUGAAGAAGAUGGUGAAGGAUGAAUACUUCUACAUGGAUGACAAGAAGUGGGAUGAGAUGAUUAGCGAAGGUGUUCAGCAUGGGUAUUUGAAAGACACAAGAGAAUGUGAGGAAAUUCUUGAGGAUAUGCUUAGCNAAAAUAUCUAA
Molecule: messenger RNA, 722 nt
Organism: Pistacia vera
Lineage: Eukaryota; Viridiplantae; Streptophyta; Magnoliopsida; Sapindales; Anacardiaceae
Exons: 2
Coding region: 90-722 (210 amino acids)
Biological process (GO): mitochondrial translation
Cellular component (GO): mitochondrial small ribosomal subunit
Molecular function (GO): structural constituent of ribosome
Source: RefSeq, a predicted model, not a curated record